Molecule: messenger RNA, 1320 nt
Organism: Sclerotinia trifoliorum
Lineage: Eukaryota; Fungi; Ascomycota; Leotiomycetes; Helotiales; Sclerotiniaceae
Source: the annotation of a GenBank genome assembly
AUGACCGGCAAUGAUUUAAACCAAAUUAUAACAUUCAUCCAUCGAAUUGUUUCACGCCAAUAUCCCAAUGUGGCCCAAAAUGUAUUUGCGUUCAUCCUUGAGCGAAAUGUUUGGCGAUGCUGCUGUAAGUGAUUCUGUUUUCCAUUGACAUCCUUUCAUAUAUACUAACAUAUUGAAUGCAGUCGUUAAAUACGAAAAGGGUGUUAAAUUUACUAAGGAGAACCCCAAUUUUCUAUUCCCUGGAUUUGGUCCAACUCAGGAGCUCCGCGCUGAGCACUUUGCUGCCUGUCAGCGGCGACGGCAGCAAUAUCUCCAGCUGCCACCUCUCCAAUUGAACCUCUUCCUCGAGCAAAUGCUCCACCGGCCAAUGAAGCAUCACCUAAAGCUUCAAAUGUGGCAUUACCAGUGCGCCGCCGGCCAUCACCAGAUCUUGAUGAAAAUGCGGCAGCCGAUAACAAUGUUCCCGGGGCUGUUCUUGCGGCUCCUCCAGUCAAUUCCACUCAAGCCAUUACUCCUAUGGCACACUUUCUGCCAAAAGGCAUGGUCAUUGAAGAUCGUGAUAGAUCACUUGAGUGGACUCAAGAUUCUGUCACAAUUCGAUUGGCCGUUGAGCGAAGAUUUGUGGCUAGCAAGGAUUUCCGAGGCCAACCUCAGUUUGGGUGGGAACCUUCUGGUUACCCUCGCUUUUCCAUGAUUACCUAUGCCAUAAAUGCCCGUCGUGCUAUGAAGGGCGGCUCCGAUCACACGCUAUGGUACCUUGUCUAACUCCAAGCCAAGCCUGGAUGGGAGGAAUUUAUAAUCAGAUGCCAUGAUUUUAUGACUCGCGGCGUUAUUUGGGUCGAAUGGAGAAAUCUCGCCUUUUCAACGGACCGAAACCAUUUCCAAAAGUGGCUCAAGGUCUACGCCUUUCUCCAAUGGUGGAUUAUCCCACGCCAGAGAGCAGAAGAAGCAUGCCAAAAUCUCGUCGUCGCAUGGGCAGAAUGGCAGAGGAUACCCGAGGAAUCCCGCCCACAGUUCUCAUUGGCGACAAAUACCACACCAAAACAUUUCUUCAAUCUCGCCAAGAAGAAAUUUCCCCAUCUCAAUAAGCCAGACCCUCGAAAAACUGGUUAUCGAGGUAAAGGGGAUAAAAAUGAAAAUGCUCCUGCUCCUUCUGGUUCACAAAAUCAAGGAGGAAAAAAAUCACUUGGAGAGCCCAAGCCACGGGGUCGACCUAUCACCGAUGUGAAUGUCAUCACUGAGGAUGAUAAGGCAAAAAUGCGAGCUUGGGAGCUCAAUGCUGCAGCGGGCAAGAGAGAUAGAGAAGAUAAAGCCCGAUAG